CUGGAACAAGAUGGCAUCUGUGCUCCAGAAUGUCAAGGCAACAAUGGCCUGGCGGAAACACCAGCUCCUAGCUGACUUCGAUGAGAAUGAGAGCCCUGUACCUGACAAAUUCAAGAGAAGGGCUGCUUUGAGUUCGCUCAAUACCAUCCGCAUGUCUCUAAGGAAGCGAGUACCAUUAAAGCAAGUAGACCUGAAUUUUCAUAAGACCCCAACUUGGGAAAGUCUGGAAGCAAGAGAGAAGUGCCAGACUCUUCAGAGGAUUAAAAGAACAGCAAAAAGUGCUUUCGGAACAGUGUCCCAGAAAAUACAGAAGUCUUGCCAAAGCCCAGUACGCUCGAUGGUGACCUUUCCAGCCAAAUCCAUCAGCAGAAGCUGUGCAACCAGUUCUACCAAGCAAAGAAGUACUACACCUCGAACCCCUGGCCGUAAGAAGAGUGUUACUCCAGCAGCCAGUUCCAAAAGCACCUCAAGAUCCAGCAAAAGUGCCUUGCCUGGGCCAACAAGGGUGUCAGAACAUAGAGAAUCGAGGGGUUUUUCAUCCUGGCUUGGUAAAGAUGCUGUUUCUCUCAGGAGAUCAAGAAGAGCAGCAGCACUGAAGAGCCCUUAUUCAUCACCUGCUCCUGCCAGCAGAAAGAUAGAGUUUGACUGCGAGUUGGAGCUGGUCUCCUCAGGGAUUUGCCAACUGAAGCACAUCUCCCAGGCAUUUGAUGAUGCCAUUGUGCAAGAGGAGAGGCAACACGCAAUAUCAAACUACUAUUAUCUAAUGGAACAAAACUUACAGUCCAUGCGUCGAUCUCUGAAACUUUCUCAAGCUAUCAGAAGGCGAGCAAAGAAACUCCAUCGAGCACUUGGUACCUAGGCAGAGAUGGCUGCAACUAUUGUUAGUUUAUGAGCAUAUAUAAAGGGGAGCUCUGUGAAAGGGUGCACUCUAUACCCUGAACAAGCCAUUACAUUUUAUAAUCUUUCUUGACAAAGCAGCUCAGGACUUCGCUUCCCUUGCUUUCUCUCUUCAAGUGAAUAAGAGAAUCAAAAUUGUACCACAUCCUGCUGAGAUGAGGGGCCACCUUGAAGGUGACUUUCAUAAGGCAGUGAGUACUUUGAAACUUAAUGCUGAACUGUCCACUAGGCCAGAGCAAGGGCCACAGACUUACAAAGGGUGAUCAUAGGUAAUAGUAGAAUUUAGACUGGUAUCCAAUUGCCCUGAGUCUUAGUAUGAGAACUUUGAAUACUAAAAGUACUGGGCCAUUAUUCUGAAAGCCUAACAACUUUUUCUGUGUACAAACCAGAAGUGAAGCAUUGUGUUUAAUUGGAGGUUAACAGAACAGUAGUGGCUUUUUUGAGUUCUGCCCACACCUGCCACUCCAAGGCAACGGGUUUCUCUGGAGUCACUCACACAAGAGAGAAGCCACAUUAAGACUCUAAUUCAUGGCCCUAAGGAUUGCUAUUAGAUUAGCCUACCCAAUCCUAUCUUAAGUAGUUGGGUUCCAGACACAUCAGAGCAACUUGAUGUCAUUUCUUGCUGCUGCUUUAAAUAGCAUCUUGGCAGUGGAGUUAAACAUUGCUUUUGUACUACAUUUGUCUUUUAGUUAUACACAGAAAUUGAUUGAUACAAUUAAUAUAACCUCUUACAACUGCUGUUAUUAGCUAAUAUCACAGUGCAGGUGUUUUAUUUGAUAAAGUACACUAAGCAUUUGGCACCUGUAUUUUGUUUCUAAUUACUACUUUU
Egretta garzetta (little egret) is the source of this 1726-nucleotide messenger RNA. RefSeq names its product PICALM interacting mitotic regulator (gene PIMREG). Bases 11 to 859 code for a protein of 282 amino acids. Lineage: Eukaryota; Metazoa; Chordata; Aves; Pelecaniformes; Ardeidae. The record is from RefSeq and is a predicted model, not a curated record. The transcript has 4 exons.